Molecule: messenger RNA, 714 nt
Organism: Talaromyces stipitatus ATCC 10500
Lineage: Eukaryota; Fungi; Ascomycota; Eurotiomycetes; Eurotiales; Trichocomaceae
Exons: 5
Coding region: 1-714 (237 amino acids)
Source: RefSeq, a predicted model, not a curated record
AUGAAGAAACCGACAAAUACAAGAAAACCCGAGAAAAAUGGAUUCAAGAAAGACAUUAGCGACGAAGAGAAAUCCUUGACGUGUUGGGAAGAUGUUCACCAUACGCUCGAGAGGAACGAGCCACGCAAGAAGAAGACGCACCCAGAAAUAAAUGAUAACAACGAAGAUCUUAUCGACAGUUAUUCCUCUUCAGAUGAGUCGCUUCAAACUCUACCGACGUUUCAGGACGAUAGACGAAGGGCGAUAACCCAUAGGGACCUGAACCGUGAACAACUAGAACAAACCCUGCUGAGGAAAGAAAUCAAGAAGUUAGUUAAAACCCCAAACCAAGAAAAACAGCCACAAGAAUGGGCAACAAAUGAACAUGAUGACGACGAAGUCAGACUAAAAGAAGCAAGUAUCAAGAAAGCAAGGACAUUGGUUAUGCAAUGGAAUACUUGGACAUGUACGAAACUGCACCUGCAGCCAUUACCCAAGUUUAGGAGGAACGCAUCAUCACGAGAUACAUUGGAUGUUGAGUUACCGCAACUCAAAUGCCCUACUGAAAAGCCAGGAUGUGAAUGUGUUUACGAAGAAGAAGCUCACCCAUACUAUUCAAUAAUCAAGGCAGAUAGAUGUCGAGUACCAGGAUGUUUACACCAUGACGAAAACCGAGACGAAUCAGAUUGGAUGCUACGAAACGUCAGACUACGAAACUACUACAACCAACAUUAA